AUGACGACCAGGGGAAGCAAAAGGCCACGCCUCGAAGCGGAAGCUCCCGGAAGCUCAGGAGGGCCUUUAACAGCCACUGCGGAGCAGGUUAGCGAUCUGCGCCUGGAGUUUGGAGAGAAUGGUGAGGACUCCAUGCCGGCUAACUCUGCUUUGCUUCGGAUGGCAUCUCCAGUUUUCAACCGCAUGUUCACGAGUGGCAUGAGGGAAGCGCAACAAGGCGUCAUCAAAGUGGAAGUGGCCAGCAAGGAGGAGUUCGAAGUGUUCUACGAGUUUUUGCUACCUAUGGCAUGGGGCGCGCAAGUAACCGUGAACAAUGUGGAUUCGCUUCUUGCAAUCAGCGACUACUACCAGGUUGAGAUCAUCAAACAGGGAUGCGAGAAGUGUCUGCUUCUCUGUGCGCCCACUGCCCGUCGCCUUCUGCAAGCGCACAAGCACGGCCUCACAAGGCAGUACGAAAGGUGCAUCGGUUUCCUGGCCAAGAACAGUACGAAGGCGGACUUGGAGCUACUCCGGUCGCAGCCGGACAUCUUGUUUGAUUUAACCCUCCGGAAGCAAGUGAUUCUGAAGCGGCUCAGGGCGAUGAAAGGCGAAAUCGUCAGGCACCAGGCUGCAGUGGAACCCAAAAAUCCAAUUUUUGAAGAUGCGGACUUUGCCAAUGGGCGUAAGUUUUCGAAGUGGGAAUACCAACGAAUAUCUGUACUUUUGAGAGCCCGGCCGGGAUUGAGAGUUUUCUUAAGAAAGCUGCUCCAGGAAUUAGAGUGA
Messenger RNA from Symbiodinium sp. CCMP2456, 762 nucleotides. The record is from the annotation of a GenBank genome assembly. Lineage: Eukaryota; Dinophyceae; Suessiales; Symbiodiniaceae.